AUGUUCAGUUGGAAGUCGUGUAAUCCAAUCAUCUUCAGCCCUUUCGAGACCUGGGACCUGCUAAGCAUAGGAACUGUGGAGCUGCAAGCAUGUGGCAGGAUGUUAUUUGACAUCACAGUCAUGUGCAAGGAAGAACGAGAACAGGUAGCUGCCGUGGUCGGAGGCGUGGUCGGUGGAAUUCUCUUAUUGGUCCUUAUUGGGAUUGCAGCCUACCUCUUGUGGAAGAAGGUGUACCUGCGGGCUUCUUACGAAGAACUCAUCAGCCCUUCCUCCCCUGUUGAGAAAUCACCUGGUCUGCCGGAACCAGCUGUGGCCCUAUCAUCAUCUUCAGUUCAGCCUCAAAAUUUAAGAACAGGAAGCGUCCCUUUCAUUGUUCCACCAAAAUUUCAUAAGCAAGCUUGGAUUGAUAUGACAAACGGAGAACAAAUUCAAGAUGACAGUGAUCCUUAUGUUACCCCUGACUCUGGGCCUCGGUCUUCUUUCCAUUCCUUAGCUGGAGCAUACCAGGUAGGAACCAUCAACCCAGAGCUGUAUAAGUUCCCCGAGGACAAAAGCGAGACAGACUUCCCCGAGGGCUGCAUUGGCCGGCUGUGGUUCUCCGUGGAAUACGAGCAGGAGUCGGAAAAGCUCCUUGUCUCCUUGACCAAAGCCCGGAAGUUGCAGCCUCCUUCUAACUCCUGUAGCCCCUUUGUGAAAAUCUACCUGCUGCCGGACGAGAGACGCUAUUUGCAGUCUAAGAUCAAGCGCAAAACUCUCAAUCCUCAGUUCGAUGAGGAUUUUAUUUUCCAGGUUUCCAGUAACACCUUAUACCAGAGGACACUGAAGUUUUGUGUCUACCAUGUGGACAAACAAAAGAAGCACAUUCUCUUAGGCCAAGUAAUGGUCCCUCUAAAAAAUGAAACCUUAAGCGGUGACAACAAAGUUGUCAUCUGGAGAGACUUGGAAGCAGAAACCCUGGAGCCUCCUUCCGAACAUGGUGACAUACAAUUUUCCCUCAGCUAUAAUGACUACCUGGGCCGCCUCACGGUGGUGGUGCUGAGAGCCAGAGGCCUGAGAUUCCAGAACGACAGACAGGCUGCCGGCGUGUUUGUCAAAGUGUCACUCAUGAACCAUAAUCAGUUCAUCAAAAGCAAGAGGACCUUGACUGUCCUGGGAUCCCCCGAUCCUUUGUUCAAUGAGACGUUCAGCUUCAAGAUUGACCAGAUGGAGCUGGACACAGCAAGCCUGAGUUUGUUUGCAAUCCAGAAUGGCGAGGGAAAUGAAACCUACACACUGGGCCGCGUGGUGGUCGGGCCCUUCAUGUACACCCGGGGCAAGGAGCUGGAACACUGGAACGAGAUGGUCAGCAAGCCGAAGGAGCUGGUGAAGAGGUGGCACGCGCUUGCUGUGAGCACCUGA
Molecule: messenger RNA, 1398 nt
Organism: Euleptes europaea (tarantolino)
Lineage: Eukaryota; Metazoa; Chordata; Lepidosauria; Squamata; Sphaerodactylidae
Product: synaptotagmin-15-like
Exons: 8
Coding region: 1-1398 (465 amino acids)
Biological process (GO): regulation of dopamine secretion; calcium-ion regulated exocytosis; regulation of calcium ion-dependent exocytosis
Molecular function (GO): syntaxin binding; calcium-dependent phospholipid binding; calcium ion binding
Source: RefSeq, a predicted model, not a curated record